Gallus gallus (chicken) is the source of this 7622-nucleotide messenger RNA. RefSeq names its product protein kinase, cGMP-dependent, type II (gene PRKG2). The coding region runs from base 333 to 2666 and encodes 777 amino acids. The transcript is spliced from 20 exons. The record is from RefSeq and is a predicted model, not a curated record. Lineage: Eukaryota; Metazoa; Chordata; Aves; Galliformes; Phasianidae. Gene Ontology annotation, biological process: protein phosphorylation. Gene Ontology annotation, molecular function: cGMP-dependent protein kinase activity; ATP binding.
GCCCGCCCCCUCCGCACCGCACCGCACGGCCGGCGGCACUGCGCUGCAGUCAGCGGAUGGAGCGCGCUCUGCUUUGACUCAUCGCUCACAGGCAGGUCGCUCCUCAGAGAUAACCAACGUGUUGCCCUGAUACGUGCGUUGUUUGAAUCCUCCUCAGUAGCACGGAUCCCUCAGUGGUGAACUUCAUGACGAGCUGAAGCGCCGGCUGCCAGGAGACACCAGGAAAUCAGAGCAGAAGGUGAGUGGUACACCGUGUCACAGUGAGCACCCGGAGCUGAGAGGAGCAGGGUCUGCUUUUGAGGAGAACUCCAUGUGAAACGUCACUGGACAAAAUGGGGAAUGCAUCAAUGAAACACAAACACCUGAGGCAGCCAGACAGACACGUAGCAAACCUAGCUCUUGGUUGUGCUAGCCACUAUAAGUUUCUAACGGACCCUGGUCUGGGCAUCCAUGUGACUGGACAAGUUGAUGUGCUUUGCAGCAGGGUGCUUGAACUGGAAAAGGAGCUGAAAAGAAAAGAUGAAGAGUUGCAAGAGGGUCAAAGUCUUGUUGCUGAGCUUCAGGAGCAGCUGUCUGUGCAGACUAAGGUCAUCGCAGAACUCACCAAGGAACUUCAGAGCAAGUGCAUACAGCUGAACAAGCUGCAGGAUGUUAUUAACACUCAAGGAGAACACUCUCUUCAGCCUUCUCCAUUUAGAGUGACUCCAAAGAAUCAAAUCUCUGCUGACAGGAGGAAAGGAGCUAAGGAGGGUGUAUCUGCAGAGCCAACAACACAGCUCUAUGAUUCCAGCAAACAAGCUAGAUUUUCCUUUGAAAAAUCAAGGGUCCGAAAGGAUUCCAGUGAGAAAAAGCUCAUCACGGAUGCCCUGAAUAAAAAUCAGUUCUUGAAGAGACUGGAACCUCAGCAGAUCCGAGAGAUGGUGGAAUGUAUGUACGAGAGGACUUUCCAGCAGGGGAGUUAUGUCAUCAGACAAGGAGAGCCAGGCAAUCACAUUUUUGUCCUCAAAGAGGGCAGACUGGAAGUCUUCCAGCAGAAUAAACUGCUCUCCUCCAUACCUGUGUGGACAGCGUUUGGUGAACUGGCCAUUUUAUACAACUGCACGCGGACGGCUUCCGUGAAAGCAAUCACCAAUGUUAAAACAUGGGCACUGGACAGAGAAGUGUUUCAAAACAUCAUGAGAGUGACAGCACAGACAAGACAAGAACAGUACAGAAACUUUCUUAGAAGUGUGUCCCUCUUAAAAAACUUGCCAGAAGAUAAACUGACCAAAAUCAUGGACUGCCUGGAGGUGGAGUACUAUAACAAAGGAGAUUAUGUUAUUCGGGAAGGAGAAGAGGGAAAUACCUUCUUUAUAAUAGCAAAAGGAAAGGUAAAGGUUACCCAGAGUACUGCAGAUCACUCACAGCCUCAGCUGAUUAAAAAUCUGCAUAAAGGAGAUUACUUUGGAGAAAAGGCCCUCAUUAGUGAUGAUGUCAGAUCAGCAAAUGUUAUUGCGGAUGAAUAUGACGUGGAGUGCCUCGUUAUAGAUAGAGACACAUUUAAUCAAACUGUUGGAACUUAUGAGGAGUUACAAACCUACCUUGAGGGUUAUGUGGCUAAUCUGGCCCGGGCUGAUGAAAAGCGACAUGCCAAAAGAAGAUCCUUCUGUGGACAGUCAACCAAAGAGGUGUCUUUGGAAAUGAUACAGCUGAAGGAGAAAGUAGCCCAGUUCCCUUCUUCCCCAUUCCAGAAUUUAGAAGUUGUCACAACUCUCGGUGUUGGUGGGUUCGGAAGGGUUGAACUUGUUAAGGUAAAAAAUGAGAACGUGGCUUUUGCUAUGAAGUGUAUAAAGAAGAAACAUGUAGUGGACACCAAACAACAAGAGCAUAUAUAUUCUGAAAAGAAAAUCCUUGAGCAGAUAUGUUCUCCUUUCAUUGUGAAACUGUAUCGCACAUUCAAGGAUAGUAAGUAUGUGUACAUGCUGCUGGAGGCUUGCCUUGGCGGGGAGUUGUGGAGCUUGCUGAGAGACAGAGGCUGCUUUGAUGAACCCACUACAAAGUUCUGUGUUGGCUGUGUGACAGAGGCUUUGGACUAUCUACAUCACAUAGGAAUUGUCUACAGAGACUUGAAGCCAGAAAACUUAAUUUUGGAUGCUGAAGGGUAUAUAAAAUUGGUUGAUUUUGGAUUUGCAAAAAAGAUCGGAUCAGGGCAGAAAACCUGGACGUUCUGUGGAACCCCUGAGUAUGUUGCUCCAGAAGUCAUUCUGAGUAAGGGCCAUGACUUCAGUGUGGAUUUUUGGUCCCUUGGGAUUCUUGUGUAUGAACUCCUUACUGGCAGUCCACCGUUCUCUGGGGCUGAUCAGAUGACAACAUAUAAUUUGAUUCUAAAAGGCAUUGAAAAGCUGGAUUUUCCGAGAACAAUAACAAGGCGGCCUGAGGAUUUGAUCCGCAGACUCUGCAGGCAGAACCCAACAGAAAGAUUAGGCAAUCUGAGGAAUGGAAUUAAUGACAUUAAGAAGCACAGGUGGUUGAAUGGUUUUAACUGGGAUGGUCUGAAACUGAGGAAAUUAGCAUCACCUUUAAAAAGAGAGUUGUCUGGACCAACUGAUUACAGCUACUUUGACAGCUAUCCACCUGAAGAGGGAAUGCCUCCAGACGAACUUUCUGGCUGGGACAAGGAUUUCUGACACUUUUUUCUUCCAGGACAUCAAUAGAGACUCAUGGGCAUCAGUUCUAAACCUGUUCUUGUGUUUCUUGCUUAAAACCAAAGUACACGAUGUUUUUGAAAAACGUUAUGUUCCCUGGAGAAGACGGUACAGCAACCAGAACUUGUUUGGGUAAUGCACCAAAUUCUGAGUGCAUCUCCUUGUAACAAAAGCAUGCAGAUGCAACCUGAAUAAUUUUUGAUACACAAUAUCUCUAUGAGCAUUUUCUGACACUAUAGAUGGAUGCAUGGUUUUGCCACAGGGAAUUUCACUAGCAAAUAUUUUGAUAUCAACAAGGUUACCACGUCUUUAUUUUGAACAGAGAGAAUGAAGAUUAUGGGCCCAUAACUUUGUAGAAUUUGUCAAUACCUGGCACUACCGGCAUUUAUUUUUCAUUUUAUAAUUAGUCUAUGGUGCGUUUUGCUCUUUCCAGUAAUGGGCAGUACUGCAUUGAUCCAGAAGCAUGUAGAAACAAGACUUUUUCUACGGGAAUGAUUUGACUUGAUGCUGCAGCUUAAAGGGUAUCACUGGAAACUGCCUCUCUAUCAGCUUAGUUCUGCACCAGGUUGAGCAUGUGAAAUGGGGUAUAACAGGUCGAAUGAAAAUCCAGCAGGGAACUAGGUAAAUGCAUUGUAGAUUUUUCCUGGAAAAGCAGACUCUGAUGUGUAUUUCCCUAACUGCUUCAAAGAGCUAUGUCUGCAUCUUAAAAUGUUGUGCUUUUAUGUACCGUGAAGUUAAAAUAGAUAGACAAAAAGAAUUAUUCUUGCAAGAAGAAAUAUGUAAGUACAGAAUCAUAUUUUGUCCUUCAAAUAUAUUUUCAAUGAUAUUUUGCUUUCAUUGGUAUUUUGCUGAAACUAUGAAAUUUGCCGAAACAUCAAUGCUAAAACUCCCACUCAUUUUUAUGUCCCACUUGCUAUCACUAGAUGUGGAUACCUGUGGGUGGUAGACAUAAAUGAGAAAAAGGACAGCUGCUGACUUGGUAUUUCCGAGUGAACUAGUAUCCCAGAUGGGUUUUACAAUCUCCUUACAGGUUUUUAGGACAUGAUCGAUCAGAGACUUGAGCAACUCAAUCUGGACUCAGUGUUGACCCUUCUCUGAGCAGGAGGUUGGAAUCCAAUGAUCCAGGAAUUAAUUUUAACAGUCAGUUACUUGCAUAAUUACAAUAUAUCAUGACACUUUUCCCCAUGUGAGUUUGUAGAUGCUUGAUUUUUGUCACUUAACGUCUAUAUUAUUAGAACAGAAGAGUUCUUUUGAAAUGUUGAUUGGAUGAUAAAUGCAAUUGGGUGUCGAGUGCUCAUGAUUUAAACAUAAAACUCUCUUGCUUCCUGCUAUGAGGGCACGGCAUCUUCCUGGGGAUCAUGCUGGUUUUCUUGCAUCAGUGCAUCUGUAGCCCCUGAUAAGAAUUGGUUCAGUUCCCAACAUAAAUUUAGAUAUUUAAGCUGCAUGGCACACUGCUGGAGGGAAGAGCUCGCAGGAAACUUGUGAAGUGUGCUCGAGGCUUCUUAAAUGACACUGGCUGACUUAUUAGCUGCUGGUUAUGACCUAUCCCAACUGGGCAAGGAAGGGAAUGCCAUUGAGGCUAUCCAUUUUCCCUAUUUUUGGUGAAUGAAGGAACCGGAUCUUCCACUUCUGAGGUCAGUGUAAAGCUACUGCUUUACCUUAGAGAGCUAGGGAGUAGGGAGCUGGGGCUGUAAUCGAUGAGGAACACACAUUUUGCUGUUUUGAGGGGGAAUUGCUCUUCACUGAACCUCUGCAUGAUGAACAACUGAAUGUGCUGUAGAACAUUCAUUUGGCUGUUUUGGGCAGAAAUCUAACAAAAUGUUUUCAUUAAAAAUUGUAGGAAACAAGGAGAUCCUUGAACUGAUGCAUUACACUGUGUAGGCUAAUUGAUUUGUUCCACGUUAACAAAUAUUUUUUAUUGCCAAGCAGUCUGACAGAUUGACUUUCUUUGACAGAUCAAUAUUUUGCACAGCAUUCAGCCCAAAUGAAGGCAGCAGAGUACUUUCCAUUGGAAAAUUAUCAGGACAGAGAGGGUGGAUCGGAGGAUUUAAGCUAGGACUACAGGUGCUUUAGACCCUUGCAGCAGCUCCACUUACUUCUUACCACCAAAGAACAGAUUUUCUUUUCAGGAUUUAGACAAGACUAGAUGCUAUGGAUGUGUGUUUCUGUGUGUCUCUGUCUGUCUCUCAUACAUAUUUUUAUUAUAGUCAAAAGAAUAUUGAGCCAAAUUUUAUAAAAAGAUUUUGAAUGUAUUUUUCCAUUGUAUCUAUAGGUAGUUUUCCUUGAGAUACAUAACAAUAAAUAUAUAUAUCGUUUUUUAAGUGAGGAAAUAUAAGUAACUGCACUGGUCAUUACAGUUAGCAAUUAAGUCUGUGGAAAAACAGGAUGUUUUGUUUAUGAAGCAAUCAUGUUGCUUGUUUAACUUGCAGAGUGUGCAAAUAAAAAAAUAAGCUUGCAGUGCAAUGGGUAGGACAGUGCCUUUUUACAGUCUCGUUCCACACAGCAGGAUCACUGAGGAUGGAAAUGACCUCUAAGAUCAUCUAGUACAAGUAUCAACCCAUCAACACUAUGCCCUCUCAGAGAAUCAUUAAAGUUGGACAGGACCACUAAGAUAAUCAAGUCCAGCAGUCAGCAUAUCUCCCACUCAAAAUAUAUGCAUCCUAGGGGAUGCUGAGAAAAUAAAUGACGUGUAAGAAGGUACAAGAAUUGAGAUUACAGGUCUCUGUUGUGUUUACGUAGGGGAUCAUGAGCACUUCUUUUCUGAAACGUGUGCAGAUGACUAAGCUGAAAUGUUCCAGGACCAGAAGAUGAUAAAGUCCAGCCUACACAUUGCUUGAACUGACUCAAACUGUCUUUAGCAGAUGGAUGUACUAUAGACUUAAUCUUGUCACCUGUGAGGUUAUGCUGUUGCAAAACAAGAGGGCAAAUAGACAACUUUCACAGGGCAGGAGACACUGGGAGAUCUGAAUGGUUGGUUAGACUAUGAUCAGAUUGGACUGUUUGUGUCACUUCUGAUAAAUCAGGGCUUAGGGCUGGUUCGUAGAAGAUUAUACAGAGCUCCUGAAAUAAGGUGAACCCACAGAAGUCAGUGAUAAGCUGUGGCUGACCUACCAUCGCCAGCACCUCACUGAUGCACAGCAGUUGAGAAGUGGCAAGUGUAAUUUUAAAGCAUAUUUAAGGUACUUUGCAGAGCUACAGCCAUUACCCUUACUGAGCUGCAGGCUAGCAACAUCAAAAGCCACAGUGAUUAAACUCUUGGGCCAACAGCAGGAGGCACAGUUGUUUAAUAAUCUAGUUGGCCACUGCGGAAGUAAGGUCCAUCCUCAGGUAAGUUGUUGGGCACACAGACUUAAGAGAACCUGCUAAAGAGAGAACACAGGAAAAAGGAAGCUUAAAUCCACGCUGAUGUGUAACGCCUUGACUUCUUUGUGAUUCUCUGCUGACAAACUAUUGGGCUGAGUAAGCAGCUGCAAUUCCUUUUUUCCAGGGUUUUCCAUAAAAGGGGAAAUCAGAAGGGCAACAUAGCAUUGUAACAGAUAGCUAAAAGCUACUGAGCUGCAAAUAAAUACACAAUUUCUAAAUUGCAAGAGGGACAAUGAAUAUGAGGUACAUUUCAGAGCUUCUCUGUGCCAAUAGACUGAACAGAAUGGGAGAAUCCAGUACCAACGGAUUCAGCAGUAUUGGAAAAAUAAACUUAUUUUGAUGCUUACCCGAUACAAUUGGCUUUACCAGUUUAAAAGUGUAUUUGAAAAAGGAAUGUACCUCACUUACCUGAAAAACUAAUACUAAAUCUGUGUUUCUUUAUCAAACCUUCUCAUUGGCUCCCAGAGCAGAUUGAAAAUAGGUUCUGUAAUAAUCUUACUAUAGCAUUUAAAUAUAGAUGUGUUGACAGUAAGUAUAGCGUGUUGUCCCCUUUUUUCCAUAGAAACACAGAAUCCUUAAGGCUGGAAAAGGUCUCUAAGAUCACCGAGUCCAACCCUCAACCCAUCCCCACCACGUUCAUUGACCACGUCCCUCUGUGCCCCAUGAAAUAUUUUUGCAGUCAUCCCUCUGACCUAAGAUUGCCAGGUUUUUUAUUCCAACAGUCUUCUAAAAGAAACCGAAAUUCAUGUCACUGCAAGCGCCCAAAAAGUUCUUUAAGGAGAACAUAAAUGCUUCCUCUCCAAAUCUUAUUCCCCCUCCAUCUGUUUGUGGGGCAUGAAUUAGUAGCCUGUUAGCCAAUAGAAAACCCCAUCAAAAAUGUGUCUUCAGCUAAUUGUACAUGGUGACUAAGUCAGGAAACAGUGUUAGCUUUGCAGAUGAUACAAAAGUUUAUUGGGAAGUAAAGUGCUCAGUUUACAGAUCAAUACAUUCUUGAUCAUUGCAGAAGGCUUGCAUAAUUAACAGCUUCCUAAUGAGACCAAACACUGUACAUAGCUUUUCUAUGCAAAACCUUAUUGCUAAGUGGAAAAAAUGUGCUAGAAUCUAAAAUUAAAAAAUGAAAUAAUACCAAUGUUCAGAACAUUUGUCAGGCAACCAUGCUCUCACUGCACAGCCAUUGUCACACACAUGGAUAUCCCAUGGAAACUAUGCGCACUUCAAGAUGAAGUUUGUUAUAAGUAACGACACGUUACAGAAAUACAGCUUAACACGUACAGCUAGGAAUGCAAAUUCAUUUUCAUGAAAAAAACGUAUAGUACAAAGAAAGAUAAGUGACAUCUUCAGGAAAAAGGCACAACUGGCAGCCUCCUUGCUAAGCCAACAUCCCACAGGCUGAAACAAUGCUGUGCCUCAGUGCUUUCUAUUGGAAAGCAACAUUUUAACUUCAGUGGUGCAUCUCUCCUUCCAACAACAAAUCAUCUAUGACAUGAAAGACACAGAAAGUGCCUUCCAUAUAUCCUAGGAUAAAUGCAAAACAUGGCAAAAAAAAAAAAGAGGGGGGGAGGCACUGUGACGGAG